AUGGACGAGCCAUCAGCUUCAGAGAGCACACCGCUCCUUGCAGGAUCAUCUUUAGUGCAUAUAGACCCUCCUCCUGUGGGAUCCUCCUCACUUUUGCACACUAGCUUAUCCUUCAGUCAACAAUCUUUCAGGGAAUCAGAAGGUUCAUCAUCUCAUUUCGCCUCUGCUCGCUUGAAGAAUGUUAGACCAAAGAUUCGAGCAGACACCAUGGACUGA
Molecule: messenger RNA, 216 nt
Organism: Eruca vesicaria subsp. sativa (arugula)
Lineage: Eukaryota; Viridiplantae; Streptophyta; Magnoliopsida; Brassicales; Brassicaceae
Source: the annotation of a GenBank genome assembly